Messenger RNA from Nylanderia fulva, 3029 nucleotides. RefSeq names its product beta-hexosaminidase 1 (gene Hexo1). Gene Ontology annotation, biological process: glycosaminoglycan metabolic process; protein deglycosylation; carbohydrate metabolic process. Gene Ontology annotation, molecular function: beta-N-acetylglucosaminidase activity. The record is from RefSeq and is a predicted model, not a curated record. Gene Ontology annotation, cellular component: plasma membrane. Lineage: Eukaryota; Metazoa; Arthropoda; Insecta; Hymenoptera; Formicidae.
AAUAUAUAUGCAGUAUUUUUUAAAGAUUAAAUAAACUGAUAAGUGAUAUAAAAAGUUUACAAUUUGCAUUCCUAUAUAUAAUUCAGUUAAUUAUUUAUUAGAUAGACAUGCAAAUUGUAUUAUUAAAAACAGUUAUACUAUGUUUUUAUUAAGACAAAAUUACAUAGUUGCAAUAUGUAUACCAAAUUUAUUACAACUGAUGUAUCAAGUGAAAAUUAAAAAAUUUCAUUGAUCUAUAAAGAUGCAAGUAAAUUUAAUAAAGCAAAUCAAUCGAAAUAAAAGCGGUAAAAUUAUUUUGAUUUCAACUUUUAAUAAAUGAGAAGAAAAAUAAUUAGAAAAAUUUGUUAUCAUAUCUUAUAAUAAAAAGAUAAGAUAAUGAUAAUUGCGACCAUCUGUUGUUGUGCCCAUGUUAAGUAUGCGAUUCGCACGGUUAGCAAUAAUAACAUAUGUGUGCUUAUUUUAUAAACAGUUUUAUAAUUAUCGUAAUGAAAUUGAUGUAACAUUUCAAGUGUGUUUAAUGACCGGCAAUCAUAAAUUCUCGCGUAAUUCAAAGUUUGUGUAACUGAUAUGAAAAAUGUAUGAAAUUAUCGAUAAUAUUCAUGUUGUAUAAAUAUUUUGUCAACGAAGAACAACUGAAGGAAUAUUUGCUUUCAUUUAUCACUGUAUUAUGUAUAUUCAUAAUUAAAAAAUAAGUAAUUUUAAGCUAAAAGUGAAAUGCAUAAAAUAUUGUCUAUAUUUACAGCGUUCCGAUACAGCGAAUAAUGAUUUUAAUAAUAUUAAUCUUAAUCUUAAUAAUGGAGAAAAAAUCGGUGAAAAUUUAUUGUUUAAAUAGGAUAGAUUGUACAAGAUAUGAUCUCUUUCCGUAAAGUAUAUAUAUACUUAUUUACAUAUUGUAUUUUCUUCUAUUAUUUUCAAACGAUUGUAUUCAUCAAGGUGCAGCGAAAUAUAACAUUCGCGAUGCGAAUCGACGUGCGUGAAUUUUUCAAACAUUAGAGACACCGAGAGGUUUCGCCCCACACUCGACUUUUCCCCUACCCUACGCAACGCGCGACAUGAAUAUCAUCCUCGAGCCAAGGAUAAAAUCAUUUCGCGGACAACAAUCGAGUCUUCGACGGACAGUAGCCCUGGCUACCACUUUAAGCGGCAUGUUCGCGUUACUGAUCGUCGUCCUCGCAUUUGGCGGCCUUAAUCAGGCCCAGGAAUACACCUCUCCUUGGCACUACAAGUGCGAUGCCGGUCUCUGCAAGAAGGUACCGAUCACGGAACAGGACACCAACCCGCUCGCUCUCAGCGUAUGCCAAUUAUUCUGCGGCCAAGCUGGUACCCUUUGGCCAAAACCCACGGGACACCUCUCCAUCGGCAGGACCGUGGUACCUCUAAAUGUCGAGAGCAUCGAACUGACUGGGAUUUCCACGCAGACGGUAGUCGGAAAUCUUCUUCAGAGGAACGUGGAUCGUUUGAAGGAUGGUGUGACGAAACUCAGUGGUCCCGUGACCCCGGUGACCUCGAAUACCGCUGCAAAGCUGGUGAUUCGCUUCAAUCAAGGACUGAAUCUCAACGAUACCAAGCUGACCUUGGACACUGACGAGAGCUACACUCUCCGAGUUGCUACGGUCAACGGACAGGUGGAGGCCGACAUCACGGCAAACACAUACUUUGGAGCUCGACAUGCCAUGGAGACCCUUAGCCAGCUGAUCGUCUUCGACGAUCUGCGCAAUUAUAUUCAAAUAGUCAAUGAUGUGUACAUCGUGGACAGUCCAAAGUAUCCCUAUCGUGGAAUCCUUCUGGACACCAGUCGAAAUUACGUUGACAAAGAGACGAUUCUGCGAACGAUCGACGGCAUGGCCAUGUCCAAGCUGAACACAUUCCACUGGCACAUCACCGACUCGCACAGCUUCCCUUAUGUCAGCCGAACGUGGCCCGACUUCGUCAAGUACGGUAGCUACAAGCCAACCAAGAUCUAUACAUCCGAAAUGAUCAGGGAGAUCGUCGACUACGCCCUGGUCCGAGGUGUCAGGGUCCUGCCGGAGUUCGAUGCACCUGCACAUGUCGGCGAAGGGUGGCAAUGGGUUGAUGACAACGCGACAGUUUGUUUCAAAGCCGAGCCCUGGCAGAGCUAUUGCGUGGAACCACCAUGCGGUCAGCUGAAUCCUACCAGCGAGAGGAUGUACGAGGUUCUUGAAGGAAUCUACAAGGACAUGGUAGAAGAUUUCGAACAGCCAGACAUCUUCCACAUGGGUGGAGACGAAGUGAAUAUCAACUGCUGGAGAUCCACGAAUAUCAUCACCAACUGGAUGCUGAAGAAGGGAUGGGAUCUCAGCGAGAGCAGCUUCUACCUGCUGUGGGACUACUUCCAGGAGAAAGCUCUGGACAAGCUGAAGACCGCCUACGGUGGUAAAGAAGUCCCGGCAAUCCUGUGGACUAGCGGCCUCACUAGCGAGGAGAAUAUUCAGCAUAUCGAUCCAAAGAAAUAUAUCAUUCAAAUUUGGACGACUGGCGACGACGAAACUAUCGGCAGACUGCUGCGCAAUGACUUCAAAGUUAUUUUCUCAAAUUACGACGCUUUGUAUCUUGACUGUGGAUUUGCAGCUUGGGUAGGCGAGGGUGUCAACUGGUGCGCGCCGUAUAAGGGCUGGCAAAAGAUUUACGAGAAUUCUCCAUUACAGAUCGUUAAUAAACAAGGAUAUGGAAACAAGAAGCAUCUUAUUCUAGGCGGAGAAGCUGCACUUUGGACCGAACAGGCGGAUAGCACAGCCACCGAUUCGAGAUUGUGGCCGAGAUCAGCCGCAAUGGGUGAGAGAUUGUGGAGUGAACCGGAUUCCAGUUGGCAUCAUGCCGAGCAGAGGAUGUUGAGGCAACGCGAGAGACUCGUCGAACGUGGAAUCGACGCGGAUAGCUUGCAACCCGAAUGGUGUUUGCAAAAUCAAGGCUCGUGCUACGCAUAAACUCUGAAUAUCUCUUUGCAACCUCAUUAUUUUUAUAUACAUGUGUGUUUCAAGUUAGAAUAAAUCACUAUUUUGACCUUGUCA